UUGUGGGAGACAAGUGUUUUGAUGAUCAAAGAUGGCGGCACUUCCGCAGAAGAAGUAUUACCGGCAAAGAGCUCAUGCAAAUCCCAUGGCCGAUCACACUCUUGAAUAUCCUGUAUCUCCAGAUGCAAUGGAUUGGAGAGCUCUAUUUCCGGCUUUCUUUCAUGAAAAAGGUGAUAAUGGAGCACAUGCAGUCAGGAAAACCUCAAGAGUUGAAUUUGCAGACAUUGGAUGUGGAUAUGGUGGCUUAUUAGUGGAUUUAUCUCCCAUGUUUCCAGAUACACUAAUGGUUGGAAUGGAAAUAAGACUGAAGGUCAGUGACUAUGUGAGUGAUAGAGUGAUGGCAUUAAGAGAAGCAAAUCCAGGGCAAUACCAGAAUGUUCAUGUUAUCAGGACAAAUGCCAUGAAGUACCUGCCCAAUUAUUUUCACAAGGGUCAGCUCAAAAAAAUGUUCUUCCUGUUUCCUGAUCCUCAUUUCAAGCAAAAGAAACAUAAGUGGAGGAUAAUAAGCCCUACAUUACUAGCUGAGUACGCAUACGUUUUAGCAGAAGGGGGUCUUGUUUACACCAUAACUGAUGUUCCUGACCUGUGUGACUGGAUGAAGAAGCAUUUCAUGGAACACCCGUUGUUUGAGGCAGUCAGUGAUGAUGAGCUGGCGCAGGACCCCGUCCUGGAAAAACUAUACCAAAGCACAGAAGAAGGACAUAAAGUUACUAGGAACAAAGGAAUCAAACUAGUGGCUGUAUUCCGACGGAUAAAAGAUCCAUACGUGACGUAACCAGGGCAAUGCCUCCCUAACAUAAAUUAACCCCAAUUGCCAAGUCCUACGCGGUUAGGAAGCGGUUAUGACGCGGUUAGUCGUUUGUCUUGUAGGCUCCCGAGCCUGCCCGUAUAGCUUUGUAAUGAGGAGAAAUAGAUGGUGUUUCAGAUUGAUUGCGAAGUAGGAACAGUGUCAGGGAAGCUGUUUGAGUAGAGAGAAUGAUGAAAGUCGUCGAAGCCGUGAUCUUAUGAUUGACGGCCUCUGUCGGACUCUAUCAUCGCUGCUUUCUAUUAUAAUUGUCAUUAACUUCUUUCCGCGAUUGUUCGAAGAGUAGGCAACGCUGUCUUUAGAUAAAUCUCCAUCCGGCGGAUGGCACAGUACGUGUUGUUAACACAUCCUUUGGAUAGUGAUUUACCUGUUGGAUAGAAUUAUCUACACUUUGAACAACUGGGCCAGUGUGUGAAGAAAGGUCAAACCACAGUGAGAACGACUGGAACUUCCUUUUCAACAUUAUUAAUGUCCUUUUUAUUUUUAGUUUAAAUGAUUUUGGUGGCGUUGUUUUUGCUGUUUUUGGAAUUCAUUCCUUGUGCCUCUUUUUUAUCCCGAGCUCCUUCGCGGGUUUUACAAACUUGCGAAGUUUAAAUGAGGGUCUCCUGGUUGAAUGUUGUUUCUUUCUGAGACAGGCAGCGUCACCAGAAAGGAGUCAUUGUGUGGAAGUCUUCCUUUGGAAGUUCAUGUGCGAAAGUCUAAAUUCUUGUUACUUACCGAAUUGACAAAGGUUUCGGGACUAGACGUCAUGAUUGCGACUGAAAAGAAGAAACUGCUGCUCUGUAUGUUGUGUGUUUGAUACCUAACAGUUAUAUUACCGUCCAGCCUCGCUCACGCAAUCCUAAAGAAUACCAUAGUAAAAGCUAACGUGUGUAGCUGUAGGACCGCAUUGGUUGACCUGAUCCGAUCCGGAAAAAGCCGUUCGGCCUCGUACUCGCAUAUCUUUGCUUAUUUUUUAAAACUCUUUCCUAAAACGUAAUUUUGA
This is a messenger RNA of Stylophora pistillata, 1790 nucleotides long. Its product is annotated as tRNA (guanine-N(7)-)-methyltransferase. NCBI's taxonomy places the organism in Eukaryota, Metazoa, Cnidaria, Anthozoa, Scleractinia, Pocilloporidae. The record is from RefSeq and is a predicted model, not a curated record. Gene Ontology annotation, molecular function: tRNA (guanine(46)-N7)-methyltransferase activity. Gene Ontology annotation, biological process: tRNA methylation; RNA (guanine-N7)-methylation. Gene Ontology annotation, cellular component: tRNA methyltransferase complex.